UGUUUAAUUGAUGUUAAUAGAAGAUUAUUAUAAAUUCUAAAGUGAUAAAACUAUUUGUUACAUGAAAAUAGGGGAAAUAUGACUAAACUUGUUAAGUUUUUGUACGUUAUGGCUAUCUUUCUCUCCGUUAUUUUUAUUGCAAUGAAUGAUAAUCCUGUUAUUAGAUGUAUCACUGAUUUAAAUUGUCCACCAGACAUGUGCCCGUCUAAUAAGAUUGCAAAGUGCAAGGACGCUCAUUGUAAAUGUAUGCAACUACAAUCUCAUGGACGUGGUAUUUUUUUCCCACAUGACUAUGUAUUUACUGCCAGUUCCAAGAGAAUAUACAAACAACAUACUAAAAUGUUAUAUGAGUUGUCAUUUAGUAAUUAUGCUGGCACCUAGUAAUUUGAAUUUGAUUUUUUUUUUCUAAUUUCAAUAAAUUUGUGAUUAUGGCAUUGUAAUCUAAAAUGAUGAUAAUGAAAUAAAAAAAUACCAUAAAUAAUAAUAUUAUUUGAGUAAA
This is a messenger RNA of Vicia villosa (hairy vetch), 499 nucleotides long. RefSeq lists its product as uncharacterized. NCBI's taxonomy places the organism in Eukaryota, Viridiplantae, Streptophyta, Magnoliopsida, Fabales, Fabaceae. The record is from RefSeq and is a predicted model, not a curated record. The coding region runs from base 79 to 381 and encodes 100 amino acids. Gene Ontology annotation, molecular function: metal ion binding. The transcript has 2 exons.